AUGGGUCCCCUGGUGCUGCUGCUGCUGGUGGUGGUGGAUCGGGCCCUGGCCGCCCCCCUGGGCAAGGAGCUCUGCCCGAUGCCCCCCGGCGCCUUGCGAGCUCUAUCCAGCCGUGGGACGCUGGUGCUGGAAGCCGCCAUGAAGAGUGCCCUGCUGUCCCUGGAAGGGGCGCUGUUGGAGCAUGCACGACGCCUGCAGGAAUGUGAGGAGUGCGUGCUCUGCCUCUUUGGGAACUGUGGCAAUUGGACCAAGCAAUGUGUCUCCUCGGAAUUGCCCCUGGGCUCCCUGCCCAGCUGUGAAGCCGUCCUGCAAGCCCAGGCCAUCCCUGAGCAGCCUGCCCAGAACUGGGCCCUCAGCAAAGCGUGUGCUCCAUACCGACGCCUCUGCUCAGGCCAGGAAAUGUCCCCUGACAGCUGUAUACGCCUCAUGGUCAGCCAUUGCCAGCUCCGCCUGCAGGAAUGCCGGCUGGAAAGCGACAUGGACUAUUUGAACACAGUGGCAGACCAGUCAGAUCCAGGGCUGUGCGGGCACCGCGGGGUGCCAGCUCCCAAUGCGACGAUGGCAAAGGCAAAGAUCGUGGGAGGCAGCAAAGCCUGGCCUGGCGCAUGGCCUUGGCUGGUGUCUGUUCGGCUCAACGGAGAGCUGAUGUGCGGUGGGGUGCUAGUGGGGGAUACUUGGGUCCUCACAGCAGCCCACUGCUUCACAGGAAGCAGAAACGAACUGGCCUGGUCAGUGGUCCUGGGCGAUUAUGACCUGACAAAGCUGGAUGAAGGGGAGCGGGUUGUUCCGGUCAGCCGCAUCCUUUCCCACCCCAAGUUCAACCCCAAGACCUUCCACAACGAUGUGGCUCUGUUGGAACUCAGCAGCCCCGUGACCCUGUCGGCCUGGGUGACUCCAGUGUGCCUUCCUGAGCGACCCAUGGAACUGGGCACAGGGAUGCCCUGCUAUAUCAUUGGCUGGGGAUCGCUCUAUGAAGAUGGUCCAGGAGCUGAUGUAGUCAUGGAAGCCCAGGUUCCCAUCCUAGCCCAAGACAUCUGCCGUGGGGCGCUGGGGCGCCAGCUCUUCACCAGCGCCAUGUUCUGCGCUGGGUUCCUCUCUGGGGGUGUCGACUCUUGUCAGGCAUCUGUUUGGCCACUGUGA
Messenger RNA from Lacerta agilis (Sand lizard), 1140 nucleotides. Its product is annotated as serine protease 56-like. The transcript is spliced from 9 exons. The coding region runs from base 1 to 1140 and encodes 379 amino acids. Gene Ontology annotation, molecular function: serine-type endopeptidase activity. Gene Ontology annotation, biological process: proteolysis. NCBI's taxonomy places the organism in Eukaryota, Metazoa, Chordata, Lepidosauria, Squamata, Lacertidae. The record is from RefSeq and is a predicted model, not a curated record.